Aspergillus aculeatus ATCC 16872 is the source of this 1650-nucleotide messenger RNA. RefSeq names its product putative NADPH oxidase (NoxA). Gene Ontology annotation, molecular function: superoxide-generating NAD(P)H oxidase activity. Bases 1 to 1650 code for a protein of 549 amino acids. Gene Ontology annotation, cellular component: NADPH oxidase complex; plasma membrane. The transcript has 4 exons. The record is from RefSeq and is a predicted model, not a curated record. NCBI's taxonomy places the organism in Eukaryota, Fungi, Ascomycota, Eurotiomycetes, Eurotiales, Aspergillaceae. Gene Ontology annotation, biological process: defense response; superoxide anion generation.
AUGACAACUUCCUGGAAAUCUCACUUUAGCGGAUCCAAGAUCUGGUUCUAUUUACUAUUCUGGGGAUUGCAGAUUCUGCUUUUUGCAGUCGGCUGGUACUUACAAGUGACUAAUCACAAACUCGAUGCCUUGAACACCCUAAAGUACUCAGUCUGGAUCUCGAGAGGUGCAGGCUUGGUCCUGAGCUUUGAUGCGGCUAUUCUUCUUUUGCCCAUGUGCAGGAAUCUGCUCAAGACCCUAAGGCCGCGAUUGCGAUGGCUACCGCUAGAUGAGGCAAUAUGGUUCCAUCGCCAGGUUGCUUAUUCUCUCCUGAUAUUUACCAUCAUUCAUACUGCUGCUCAUUAUGUCAAUUUCUACAAUGUCGAGAAAAAUCAUCUUCGGCCCGUCACAGCAGUCCAAAUCCAUUUCACAGAGGCAGGAGGUAUCACCGGCCAUGUAAUGCUCUUGUGCAUGAUGCUGAUGUACACCACCGCCCACCAACGAAUCCGGCAGCAGGCGUUCGAAACCUUUUGGUAUACACACCAUCUUUUCGUUCCUUUUUAUCUGGCUCUUUACACCCACGCUACCGGUUGCUUUGUUCGCGACACCACGGACCCCAUCUCACCCUUCGCAGGGAAAAGGUUCUGGAACCAUUGCCUGGGAUACGAAGGCUGGAGAUGGGAAUUAGUGGGUGGGGCACUGUACUUUUGCGAAAGGCUUUAUCGAGAGAUUCGGUCAAGGCGGGAUACCGUGAUCACUAAGGUGAUCCGUCAUCCCUACGAUGCCAUGGAGAUCCAGUUCCGUAAACCAAGCAUGAAAUACAAGGCCGGCCAGUGGCUCUUUAUCCAAGUUCCCGAAGUUUCCAGCAACCAAUGGCAUCCCUUUACUAUCACUUCCUGCCCCUUCGACCCCUAUAUCAGUGUGCACGUCCGCCAGGUUGGGGACUUCACCCGUGCCCUCGGAGAUGCUCUAGGCUGUGGGCCCGCACAGGCAAGAGACCUGGAAGGUCUCGACCCAUUGGGAAUGUACGAAGUGGCGCUCCAGAACGGCCAAAAGAUGCCGAAGUUACGCGUGGACGGACCCUACGGAGCGCCGGCGGAGGAUGUUUUCGAGAACGAAAUCGCGGUCCUCAUCGGCACUGGCAUCGGAGUCACCCCAUGGGCGUCCAUCCUCAAAAGCAUCUGGCACUUACGUGCUCGGCCCAACCCACCCCGUCGGCUCCGCCGUGUCGAGUUCAUCUGGGUCUGCAAGGAUACCUCUUCAUUUGAGUGGUUCCAGGCUCUGCUCUCAUCGCUCGAGUCCCAAUCCGCAUCUACAGCUGCUUACGAAGGCAGCGUCGAGUUCUUACGCAUCCACACAUACCUUACCCAACGCCUCGACGACGACACGGCCGCGAACAUCUACCUGAAUUCGGUGGGGCAGGACCUCGAUCCCCUCACGGAGCUCCGUAGUCGGACGAACUUCGGUCGCCCCGACUUCAAGCGCCUGUUCAGCGCCAUGCGCGAUGGCCUUCAGGAUCAGAGCUACAUGUCCGGGCUAUACGACAAUACACCAACGCAGGUUGGAGUUUACUUCUGCGGCCCCAAUGCGGCUGCGAGACAGAUCCGCGAGGCGGCAUUGUCGACCUCGACAAAGGAGAUCAAAUUCAAAUUCUGGAAGGAACACUUCUGA